Coregonus sp. 'balchen' is the source of this 4830-nucleotide messenger RNA. The record is from the annotation of a GenBank genome assembly. NCBI's taxonomy places the organism in Eukaryota, Metazoa, Chordata, Actinopteri, Salmoniformes, Salmonidae.
UGCGUCACAUCCGCUUUUGAAGCGCUCAUGCGUCAGUGAAUGCGGCGCUAAAGAAAAGGAGGCGAGUAGCAGUGUUUCGCUUCGCUUGAGAACAUAUUAUUAGCUAGCUAACUAAAUACAUUUGUUAAUUAUCUAUCCUUUAAGUUUCUAUCGACAAGAUAUGAGCGACAACGGGAAGGAUUUUGGCGAGCGGGUGCGUAUAAUCAACUACGAACUACCGAAGAUCUAUUCUUGCUCUAAAAUGAGCAGACUCAACGACGCCAUUUUCCCUAGACUAGGCGGCUAACGUUAGUUAGCACAACCAUGCUGUAGCUAAGAACAUUGAUUUGCAUCGACUGUAUGGAUUUAUUCAGGCAGCCAGUAUUAAUUUGUACCGUUUAUAUUUUCAAAUGUAAUGUCCAUUUACCCAUUUAUGUUAACAUUGGCGUCUUUUUAUUCAGUAUAUUUUGCAACUUAAAGCUAGCAUAUUUGUUAGCCCAAUCAGGCCAAGUGGUUUGCAGCUGUUGUAGCUAGUAGUUCACGUUAAGUACAUUUAGAUUUUACGAGUCUACUGAGACUGCUGGCGAGAAACCUAUGCCAAUGUACAUUUACUAACAAUGUAAUGAUUUCAUCAUUGCAGGUGAAUGUAAUCUAUAAAUAACUAGAACGUUUAACUUCGUCCUCACUUACUGCCGCAGUCUCACUUAGUUAACUACAGAUUGUACGCCAGAUAAUGUGAUAUAACAAAAAGUGGUGGAUAAAUGAUGGUUCUCCCAUAGACACCAAUAGACGGGUUGGUUGUUUAGCGACAAAACUGACGCGUGCGCAACUAUGGUGUAAAAUGUGUCUAUCGACAUAUCUGUAGACAGUUGUUGUAGUGACAUCAUGAACAUCCUAUUGUAGUCUGACAUCAAACUUGUUGUCAUUAUGAAAAAGUAUAAACACAAAAAUGACAGGCUGCAUGACAUCAGCUGCCUGGUGGUCCAAAAAAUCAUAACUGCUGUAUUUCAACACCAGUAAACCCAUCUGUAUAAAAAUGUAUACAUUAUAUUUCAAUCUAGCAAACCAGGCAACUAUAAGCAACUGUCUAAACAAGGUUUUUGUUAGUUUCUAGCAUGUUAGCUAGCUGGCUAGCCAGUUCAAAUAAUGACCAUAUCAUAGCUGACAAUGUCUUUAAAUAAAGCACAUUUUUAUUCAUUAUUUAGGGUGUACACACAUACAAUUAUUUCAUUCAAUGUUUAUAAAAAAUAUAUUAAUUCAAUAGAGAAUUGCAUCAAUAGUCCAAACCCUAUGUUUCUACUAUAUAUCGUUCACAACUUAGACUAUUUACUCAGAGAAUUUAGCAUGAUUAGAGUGAAUAGAAUGCCAUUAUGGCCAUGGUCAAUUAACCUGUUCUUGGCGAUACUUUUUCCACUGACUCGAGAACGAAGAAAGUAUCACAAGAACUGGUUAGUUGAAAAAUCUAUGGUGGUGGUUUGUAUGGGGCUUUUCUCUCAUGACCAGUAAUGGACACCAAUAAUCUUGGGUUAUAUCACAUUAUCUGGCGUACAGUCUGUAGCUAUUCAUUAGCCAGUUAGAAUGUAUCAAGCUCUUCAACAUGGCACAACCCAUGUAAGAGUACUGUGUCUUUUCUAAAGUUGUUAGUCCUAUAUGUAGUUGCACUGAAAUGAUCCUUCUGCAAAAGCAUUUUUUUUAUAUAUCACACAUUAACAAAUGUUAUACUGAGUGGGGCAUUGAAAGAAGUAACUAACUUACUUUAAACCCUUACUCUUAUUUACUAUAGCAGUUCUUCAAUCUUGGUCCAAGGGCUUGAUGAACCAGGUGUGCUAGUACUGGGCUGGAACAAAAGCCUGCACUCCUUGUGUGACCCUCGGGCUAGGAUUAAAGAACACCAUGAUUUUAUAACUUUUCUAGUCUUCAUUCAUCAUAUUCUGAUGUUGUGCAUUUCAGAGAAAUCAAUAUAUAUAUAUAUUUCCUUAACCUUGCUUUGAUUUAAUGCUUUUCAGGUGAGACAACUUAUUUAGUCUGAUUUGAGUGUUACGAGCCUGGUUUUUGCACAUUUUGACCUCUGUAGCUCUUAUAAAAAACCAACACUUUUUAUCAUCCUUGUCUGUUUUUCGUUAAGGUUGAGUUGGGAAGAAGCAAAAAGGCGGAAGAAGUUUCAGAUAUGAAGUUUGAAGUUGUUAAAGGGCAUAUUUGAUGAAGCUGAUGGUGUUGAUGCAUGCUAAUGUAAAAUGAAGCUGGCAGAAGCGAGCGGCCGCGCUGUCCACUGGUAGUGAUGUAAUGGGAGGAAGGAAGUGGGGGAAGAGGAGAGAAAAAUGAAGUCAGAAAUGGUGUGAAACGGAAGAAAGAAGAAAAGAAAUGGUUGUUUUGAAGUUAUGAAGUUAAAGAAGUGAUGAAGUUAUGAGAAGUGUUCGGGGGUAUGGUUAAUUCCCUAUAGCCUGCUAUGUUAUUAUUACUACAAUCCUAUUUCUCUCUCCUUCUGUUUUCUAAAGCAGUGUUUCCCAAGCCAUCCCUCAAGGACCCCCAGUCAUUACACCGGGUUGUUCUAUUCCACCACUAGUACACCUGAUUCAACAAAUUCUCAAGCUCUUUCUCAAAUUGAAUCAGGUGUACUAAAACGGAAAUGUGCAACAGUUGGGGUCCCCCUGAGGGAUGGAGUGAGAAACACUUCUUAAGCAUGCAUGCCAACUGUUCCUCCAUCUCAGACACAUUACCUAGUCCUCAACACGCAAGGUUAAACUCUGCUACGCUGCCUAGAGUGUAAGAGAACAAUCCGCUCAUCAUAGAACUGUGUUAUGAUUAAACUAGAUUAACACCUCUACUUUAAGCCUAUAUGAUUUCCUCUGGUCGCCUGUAACAGGCAGAUCUAGUUACCACAAAUACCUGUCUUUAAUGAAAUGUUAUUUUUUUCUUAAACUACUGGGGCUCAAAUAUGAGGGGCCUGUAGCAGGUUUGAGCGAGGUUCCUUCUGUACCUCCUCUCUCUCUAUCCUGACCGUUUGUGUUUUGAUUCUGACCUGUGUUUAUGUGUAUCUGGCCCGUUCAGGACUCGCGGUCCGCUUCCAGGAGUGUGAGCCCAAGGGGUUCUGGGAAGUCUGCCAGCCGCUCUCCGGCCCAUUCCCCAGCCCGCUCCAAAGAUGGCUCCAGACACUCCCGGUCUAAGUCCCACUCCCGAUCCCGCUCCAAGUCCAGGUAAGAACCCCUACUCCAAGGAGGCUUUGAGUUUUGUGGUGACUCCUUUAGGAGCUGCUGGGUAGUGUAGUGUAGUGUGUAUUUUUGUUCAGGUCCACAUAAAGAGCUCGUAUUUUUUGUGUGUAAUGGGUUUAUUCAUGUUAUUUUUGUUUCUAAACUCUUUAAAUCAGGGAUCAUCCGCUAGAUUCUGCCGUGGGCUGAUUUUUCUUUCUUGAGCGGAUGGUCUGGGGGCCGGAACAAUAAUUACAAAUAAUUUGUAUACAUUUCUAUACGAUCACAUAUACCUCUAUUAUGUGUGGGAAUACUUUGGAACAGAUUUCCAAAAUAAAAAUCACUUGGAGCUGAUGUGCUGGUGUUUUUACAGUCUUAUGUUCAACAAUAAAACAUUACAAUAAUAAAAACACUUUAUUUUUACUUGGGGGGGGCAAAUAAAUUCAGCCACCAGUUGGUAACCCUGCUUUAAAUGUUUUUAACAUGUCUUUUAUUUUAUUUUCCCCAGGUCUCGUUCCCACAGAAGCUCCCGCAGGCAUUAUUCCCGCUCUCGCUCCCGUUCCCACCGCCGUCGUUCCCGUAGCCGUUCCCGAAGCGGGGAAUACCGCCGCCGUCGGAGCCACAGCCACUCCCCCAUGUCCAACCGCCGCAGGCACAUUGGCAACCGGGUACGUACACACACACCUCUGGAGACGAGACUCUCUUCGGCAAACCCCACACAUAACUUCUAUCCUUCUCACAAUCCUCCUCUAUAGGCCAACCCGGACCCUAACUGCUGCCUGGGCGUGUUUGGUCUGAGCCUGUACACCACAGAGAGAGACCUGAGAGAUGUGUUCUCCAAGUACGGCCCCCUGGCUGAUGUCAGCAUCGUCUACGACCAGCAGUCACGACGCUCCCGCGGCUUCGCCUUCGUCUACUUCGAAGUCCGAGAGGACGCCAAUGAGGUAGGAAUACAGGGAAGGAGGAUGGUUAUAUUGCAGGGGAAGAACAGAGAAUAAUCAGAACUUUUGAGUGAGUAUGGUGUUGAAGGGGAAAUACUAUUCUCUAAACGUCUUUAUUUCCCUCUCCUCCACCCUCCCUUUCUUGGUUUCAGGCUAAGGAGAGAGCUAAUGGAAUGGAGUUGGAUGGACGGAGGAUCAGGGUGGAUUUCUCCAUCACCAAACGACCACACACUCCUACCCCUGGGAUAUACAUGGGACGGCCCACAUAGUGAGUGACACUCUCUUAGACUCACAGAUCUGGGAUGGCCCAUGUGAUGCACACACGUUCUACAUUCAGUGAAUCCUCUAACCUCUGACCGUGUGUGUUUUCAAGUGGCGGUGGUGGCGGCAGCAGCAGCGGAGGCGGUGGUGGUGGUGGAGGAGGAAGUGGCGGCCCCAGCUCAAGCUCAUCUCGCCGUAGCUCGAGGGAUUGCGACCGCGGCGGUGACCGUGGUUACGACAGAGGCUACGACCGCGGCUACGAUCGCUAUGAAGACCGAGAGUGCUACAGGUCCUACAGGUGAGACACCUGGCCUGGAUCUUAUAGUUAGUGGUUGCUAAGCAGAACCGUGGCGGUUGGUUGGUGGAGGCUUAUUGUGUGUUGUCUCUCCAGACGCAGGUCUCCGUCCCCGUACUACAGCCGAGGGGCCUACCGGUCUCGCUCACGGUCGCGAUCUUACUCCCCA